This is a messenger RNA of Talaromyces rugulosus, 366 nucleotides long. RefSeq lists its product as uncharacterized. The transcript is spliced from 2 exons. The record is from RefSeq and is a predicted model, not a curated record. The annotation marks the transcript as partial. NCBI's taxonomy places the organism in Eukaryota, Fungi, Ascomycota, Eurotiomycetes, Eurotiales, Trichocomaceae.
AUGGUCCUCAAACUUCAGAAACCCGAUCUCUGCUUGUACGCGCCGCGGACUGGUCGUCUUGUACGAAAAAACAAGCCAACUUUGAGAUUGUCCCAAUCUACCUUGCUAAGGCCGAGCACGAGAGCCCAGGGUUUCUGGCACAUCAGCUAUUUGGCUAGUUGUGUCCGGAGGACGAUGGAUUUUUUCUCUAUGGUAUAUCGUCGUGGUCUUGGUGGCCCCGACGAAGCUCGCGUUGCUGAGAGCAUCGCCGGUCUCGAGGGAAAACUUGCCGCCUACGAAUCUCUUCUUUCCAAGCAAAAGUGCUUGACUGGCGACAGGAUCUCUCUUAGAGACCUAUCUCACUUUCCUUAUGGGACACUUGUUGAG